AUGUCCGAAGCAGACUCUUCAGCCGAUCCAGAACCUCCUAAUAGUGGCUCCACCACUGACAAUAAAUAUAUGCAGAAAGGAAAAUCUUGCUUCUCCCCUCCAGUUCAGAAGCACUAUGGAUGUCUAAAGAUACAUCCUCUUCAUUUUCAUACGGAAAUUAGCAGACCAAAGGCCCCGUUUAAUCCUCGAGUAUUCGAUUGGUCCAAAACUACUACAUUAUCUCCAAAAUUAUUUUUAAUGUAA
Messenger RNA from Trichomonas vaginalis G3, 243 nucleotides. RefSeq lists its product as uncharacterized. NCBI's taxonomy places the organism in Eukaryota, Parabasalia, Trichomonadida, Trichomonadidae. The transcript has a single exon. The coding region runs from base 1 to 243 and encodes 80 amino acids. The record is from RefSeq and is a predicted model, not a curated record.